GUUGCUCUCAUCAUCUGCCACAUCCCCGUCAACCAUCCCACGAUCCAACCCCCAUCCGGACGCAAUCAACUUGAAAAUACCAAAAUCCCUUGAAAUUUCCCUAGGAGGACAUCAUUGCUGCAACAGCCAAAAUUGGGGGGCUUCCCACGCAGAGCUAAUGACCUGGACCGACACAGUCCGGUCCAUCCUUUGUGAAGGGCCAUGGAUUUGGAAUGACGGCUCAAGUGAGAUCACCUUUCAUGAAGAUGGAACAGGCAAGCUAUUUUGCUCUACCGAGUACACUUGUUGGAUUUUUGCCGAAUUUGAGUGGAAAUCGCACAACUCUGCGUAUCUCAAUCAGACCAUCGACCUAGGCAAUGGUAGACAGCAGUCGAAGGUAAUUGGCGACUUUACCAUCGAGAUGACACUCACAAAGCGACGACCACACGAUAUCUGGUACAAAGGGAAAGUCAAUGAAAAUUGGCUAAACGAAGGGGCAUUUUGCGCAAAAACGUAUCAUAUGACAAUUGAGCACGGGCGCUUUAGGAGCCAAUUCGACGUCAAGCAUAAGAUCUUGAAUGGCUCACUAUAUGCGCUGCGCAUAGUCUUUGUUCCCUCGCCAUUUCCGCCGGACGAGGAGUGGAAUGACGAAAGUUACGGACCACAUGCGAUGAGACUCUGGGAGUGUACAGAAUUUAACUCUAGAAAAUAUCCUAACGAAAGACUGGGCUUAUGGGAAACAUUGAUGGCUUGGUGCAAUGAUCGGACGAGGUGACUUGAUAGGAGAAAAGGGGAGGUCUCUUGUAAAGUAGAUUAGUUCC
Aspergillus eucalypticola CBS 122712 is the source of this 800-nucleotide messenger RNA. RefSeq lists its product as uncharacterized. Lineage: Eukaryota; Fungi; Ascomycota; Eurotiomycetes; Eurotiales; Aspergillaceae. The record is from RefSeq and is a predicted model, not a curated record. The transcript is spliced from 2 exons. The coding region runs from base 158 to 754 and encodes 198 amino acids.